GCCAUGCCCCCCCUACCUCCUAUUGGAAUCUAUCCUGGCAAUUUUUCCCUCAACGUAUUCGGCCUCGCAGGGUUGUUCGGGGCCGAUGAAUCCAUCUCCUUUAUACAGACCAUCCAUCAUUACAAGGCCAGAAAGUUCUUGGGAUGGUACAACUCCCCCGGCAGUUUGAACGUUGGCAAGAAGUGUGGAAAGCUCGCAAAAUCCCGUUUCUGGGAUUGGCUCUUCCCUGGGCCAGAUGAAGAACCCACAAAAUUCUUCGAGCUUGAUGGCAAGCAGGGCCCGAAAUAUGUUGCCUCUAGAUCUGGAUACGUCCUGGGAUACACAGGCCACUUUGCGUAUUUCAUAAUGCAGAAGAGCAAGGAGGAGCUAGGAUAUCAGUUGAAAGGAAGAGUCACGAAACGGAAUAAAGUGACCAUUAUCAAGACGCAGCCACAGCUGGUUCGCGAGAUCCCACCUCGUAUAGGGCGUCACACGCUCGUUGCAAUUCUACCGAUAGGCGUUAGCUUCAUCACAUGUGCACUUUGUGGAUGGGCACACGACUGGUUCUGCUUUUCAAUGAUUCUUCUGGGAAUUGUCUUAAACGGCAUAUUCUCCGUGGUCAUAGGAUCAGCACGUUUAAAGCUGCAAGGCGUGAAUUCAGCACCUACGGCUCCGCCCGGAGACGGAAUGCUGAUGGACGGUGAUGAUAUCGUCCUCCUGAUCGGGAAAGAGAGAGACGUCGCCACGAUCACGAGGGGCAAGUUCAUUCUUGAAUAUGACCCCUGGCCCGUCGAAUAUGAGUACGCUGCCAUUGGAUUUUGUUCGCUCCUAUUCAUCAUACAAUUCCUCUGCCAACUGCUCUUGAUACCCCAAGGCACAUUAUUUGGCCAAAUCAUGUUCCUGUCCUCCCUCGUAGCUUCAUGGGCGUACAACUCAUACUUGUCCUUAAUCGACAACGAGUAUAUCCAGCAACAAUUGAUCCUAGAAGGACUUCAUCUGGAGGAGCAUCAUAUGAUGACGUACAGCCUUGGCACGAGGACAACUGCCGCAGUAUUCGCAUGCCUGGUACUCCAGCCUCCUGUUAUUUGUGCAGAAUCGGAAUGGGUGGACCUAGAUUUCGAAUUAGAAAGUGUCAUUCGUGCCUUCAUUCCGAAUGAUACGCAGGUGUGGGUUACAUGGAGAAAAAAGAUCUCGGAGGCAAUGAGACAGCGCAAUAGCAACCAAGAUGCUUGUCACGGUUUACUCAAGAUGAGCAGCGAGGAGGAAAGUUAUUUCGAAGCAGGUGAAAGGAAGCUUCUCAAAAACCUCUUGGAAGACGCUAAAACUGCAUAUGAUCUGGCCAUGGAAGUGCAGAAGUGGUUGAAGGAAAAAUAA
Messenger RNA from Suillus subalutaceus, 1353 nucleotides. RefSeq lists its product as uncharacterized. The transcript is spliced from 3 exons. Lineage: Eukaryota; Fungi; Basidiomycota; Agaricomycetes; Boletales; Suillaceae. The coding region runs from base 4 to 1353 and encodes 449 amino acids. The record is from RefSeq and is a predicted model, not a curated record.